Molecule: messenger RNA, 6345 nt
Organism: Symphalangus syndactylus (siamang)
Lineage: Eukaryota; Metazoa; Chordata; Mammalia; Primates; Hylobatidae
Gene: FKBP15
Product: FKBP prolyl isomerase family member 15
Cellular component (GO): growth cone
Molecular function (GO): peptidyl-prolyl cis-trans isomerase activity
Source: RefSeq, a predicted model, not a curated record
AGAGCCCAGUCUACUUUCGAUCCAGAGACCGUGCGGGAGUUCGCCCUGCCGGAAAGUAGCACGCUGCCGCGGCAUUUUACGACGUCGGCGGUGACAGGCCCUGGGACUCUGGGAAUACCCAGCUUCCUCCCCGCAGCCCGGUGAAAGCCAACGCAAUGUUCGGUGCGGGGGACGAGGACGACACCGAUUUCCUCUCGCCCAGCGGCGGUGCCAGAUUGGCCUCACUUUUUGGACUGGAUCAGGCAGCUGCUGGCCACGGAAAUGAAUUUUUCCAGUACACAGCCCCAAAACAGCCUAAAAAAGGCCAGGGAACAGCAGCAACAGGAAAUCAGGCAACACCAAAAACAGCACCAGCCACCAUGAGCACUCCCACAAUACUGGUCGCAACAGCAGUCCAUGCAUAUCGAUACACAAAUGGUCAAUAUGUAAAGCAGGGCAAAUUUGGUGCUGCAGUUCUGGGGAACCACACAGCCAGAGAGUAUAGGAUUCUUCUUUAUAUCAGUCAGCAACAGCCAGUUACGGUUGCUAGGAUUCAUGUGAACUUUGAGCUAACGGUUCGGCCCAAUAACUAUAGCACCUUUUAUGAUGACCAGAGACAGAACUGGUCCAUCAUGUUUGAGUCGGAAAAGGCUGCUGUGGAGUUCAAUAAGCAGGUGUGCAUUGCUAAGUGCAACAGUACCUCUUCCCUGGAUGCAGUGCUCUCCCAGGACCUCAUUGUGGCAGACGGCCCUGCUGUAGAAGUUGGAGAUUCUUUGGAAGUGGCCUAUACCGGCUGGCUCUUUCAGAAUCAUGUGCUGGGCCAGGUUUUUGACUCCACUGCUAACAAAGAUAAGUUGCUUCGCUUGAAAUUAGGAUCAGGAAAAGUCAUCAAGGGCUGGGAGGAUGGAAUGCUGGGCAUGAAAAAAGGAGGAAAGCGAUUGCUUAUUGUCCCUCCAGCCUGUGCUGUUGGCUCAGAAGGGGUAAUAGGCUGGACUCAAGCAACGGACUCGAUCCUGGUGUUCGAGGUGGAGGUUAGGCGGGUGAAGUUUGCCAGAGAUUCUGGCUCUGAUGGUCACAGUGUUAGUUCCCGCGAUUCUGCAGCUCCGUCUCCCAUCCCUGGUGCUGACAACCUCUCUGCUGAUCCUGUUUUGUCACCACCCACAUCAAUACCUUUCAAAUCAGGGGAGCCAGCUCUUCGUACCAAAUCUAACUCCCUCAGUGAACAACUUGCAAUAAAUACAAGUCCCGAUGCAGUCAAAGCCAAGUUGAUCUCUCGGAUGGCUAAAAUGGGCCAGCCCAUGCUGCCCAUCUUUCCACCACAGCUGGAUUCCAAUGAUUCAGAAAUCGAAGAUGUGAAUGCUCUGCGAGGAGGUGGGCAGCCUGUGGUGACUCCGUCCGUCCAGCCCUCUCUUCAGCCAGCCCAUCCAGCGUUACCACAGAUGACCUCACAGGCACCUCAGCCAUCUGUUUCUGGGCUCCAGGCACCUUCUGCUGCCAUAAUGCAAGUUUCAUCUCUUGAUUCCCACUCAACUCUGUCUGGAAAUGCCCAAUCCUUUCAGCCCUAUGCAGGUAUGCAAGCCUACGCUUAUCCCCAGGCAUCUGCCGUCACCUCCCAGCUGCAGCCCGUUCGGCCUUUGUACCCAGCACCGCUCUCUCAGCCUCCCCAUUUCCAAGGAUCAGGUGAUAUGGCUUCAUUUCUCAUGACUGAAGCCCGGCAACAUAACACUGAAAUUCGAAUGGCAGUCAGCAAAGUGGCUGAUAAAAUGGAUCAUCUCAUGACUAAGGUUGAAGAGUUACAGAAACAUAGUGCUGGCAAUUCCAUGCUUAUUCCUAGCAUGUCAGUUACAAUGGAAACAAGCAUGAUUAUGAGCAACAUCCAGCGAAUCAUUCAGGAAAAUGAAAGAUUGAAGCAAGAGAUCCUUGAAAAGAGCAAUCGGAUAGAAGAACAGAAUGACAAGAUUAGUGAACUAAUUGAACGAAAUCAGAGGUAUGUUGAGCAGAGUAACCUGAUGAUGGAGAAGAGGAACAACUCACUUCAGACAGCCACAGAAAACACACAGGCAAGAGUAUUGCAUGCUGAACAAGAGAAGGCCAAGGUGACAGAGGAGUUAGCAGCGGCCACUGCACAGGUCUCUCAUCUGCAGCUGAAAAUGACUGCUCACCAAAAAAAGGAAACAGAGCUGCAGAUGCAGCUGACAGAAAGCCUGAAGGAGACAGAUCUUCUCAGGGGCCAGCUCACCAAAGUGCAGGCAAAGCUCUCAGAGCUCCAAGAAACCUCUGAGCAAUCACAGUCCAAAUUCAAAAGUGAAAAGCAGAGCCGGAAACAACUGGAACUCAAGGUGACAUCCCUGGAGGAGGAACUGACUGACCUUCGAGUUGAGAAGGAGUCCUUGGAAAAGAACCUCUCAGAAAGGAAAAAGAAGUCAGCUCAAGAGCGUUCUCAGGCCGAGGAGGAGAUAGAUGAAAUUCGCAAGUCAUACCAGGAGGAACUGGACAAACUUCGACAGCUCUUGAAAAAGACUCGAGUGUCCACAGACCAAGCAGCUGCAGAGCAGCUGUCUUUAGUACAGGCUGAGCUACAGACCCAGUGGGAAGCAAAAUGUGAACACUUGCUGGCCUCCGCCAAGGAUGAGCACCUGCAGCAAUACCAGGAGGUGUGCGCGCAGAGAGACGCCUACCAGCAGAAGCUGGUCCAACUUCAGGAAAAGUGUUUAGCCCUCCAGGCCCAAAUCACAGCUCUCACCAAGCAAAAUGAACAGCACGUCAAGGAACUAGAGAAGAACAAGUCCCAGAUGUCUGGGGUUGAAGCUCCUGCAUCUGACCCCUCAGAGAAGGUCAAGAAGAUCAUGAACCAGGUGUUCCAGUCCUUACGGAGAGAGUUUGAGCUGGAGGAAUCUUACAAUGGCAGGACCAUUCUGGGAACCAUCAUGAAUACGAUCAAGAUGGUGACUCUUCAGCUGUUAAACCAACAGGAGCAAGAGAAGGAAGAGAGCAGCAGUGAAGAAGAAGAAGAAAAAGCAGAAGAGCGGCCACGGAGACCUUCCCAGGAGCAGCCAGCCUCAGCCAGUUCUGGGCAGCCUCAAGCACCCCUGAAUAGGGAGAGGCCAGAGUCCCCCAUGGUGCCCUCAGAGCAGGUGGUUGAGGAAGCUGUCCCAUUGCCUCCUCAGGCCCUCACCACUUCCCAGGAUGGUGUACACAGAAGGAAAGGGGACUCAGAAGCGGAGACACUCUCAGAGAUAAAAGAUGGUUCCCUUCCACCCGAACUGUCUUGCAUCCCAUCCCACAGAGUUCUGGGGCCCCCGACUUCAAUUCCACCUGAGCCCCCAGGCCCUGUAUCUGUGGACUCUGAGUGUGAGGAGUCACUUGCUGCCAGCCCAAUGGCAGCUAAGCCCGACAACCCACCAGGAAAGGUCUGUGUCAGGGAAGUAGCACCAGAUGUCCCGCUACAAGAAAGCUCCACAAGACUGUCCCUGACUUCAGACCCCGAGAAGGGGGACCCACUGGGCUUAGGGCCUGAAAGCCCAGGAGAGCCUCAGCCUCCACAGCUCAAGAAAGAUGAUGUCACUAGCUCCACCGGUCCCCACGAGGAGCUGUCAAGCACAGAGACAGGUUCCACAGUUGCAGGAGCAGCCCUCAGACCCAGCCAUCAUUCCCAGCGUUCCAGUCUCUCUGGGGAUGAAGAGGAUGAACUGUUUAAAGGGGCAACUCUGAAAGCUCUGAGGCCCAAAGCACAGCCUGAGGAGGAGGAUGAAGACGAGGUGGUAAGGAAAUCCCAGGCACUGUCAAGUCCUCACACAGCCACCUGGGGGCUCCUCCCUACUGGCUCUGAGAAGAGAAAUGGAGCCUGUUGGUGGCCCACUCCCUGGACUCUGUGUGCAGGGCCCUGUGGGAGCAGGCUUGGGGCUGGGCUGGGAGGGCGCAGCUCUGUAAGCAGAGUAGGGGACGGUCACAUACCACUUUACUUUUGAGAAAGAAUCAUUGUCUCUGUCCAUGCAGGAAUUAGUCCCCUCAGAGGAAGAAAGCUGAGCUGCUUAGUCCCACACUGGAAUGCUAAAGCCUUAGUUUUCCCCAAAUCUGCUAGGAUAUUAUUUAUAUUUUAGAUUUGGGAAGGACUUUGAAGAUCAUCUUGCCUGGCCUCCUUAUUCAUAGAUAAAAAACCUGAGGCUCAAAAUGAUGAUUUACCCAAAGCCACAGAGUGAGUUAAUGGCAAAGCUAGGACUAAUCCCCAGGCUCCUGUAAAGACCUCCUGUUGCUGAGCAUUUUCCACUUACUCAGCCUGCUUUCCUGCUGCCUUGUUUUGUCAUCACAAUAUCCCUGGGCACAAAAUGGGUUCAGUAUUAAUAGCAUAGCUUCGUUUAACAGAGAACAAGAGUGAAGGCCAGGAGAGGAGGGCACUGAUAGGGACUGAAUUAGAACCCUGGUUCUCACAUCUGCUGUUCCCCAGUGUGCUAGGUUACAACUGUUCUGGCUGUCCCUAGGCCAUUUUGACUGCUCUGAAAUGCAUAUGGAGAACAUAGGUGGGCUUCAGGCUCAGUCCAUCCAAAGGACAGAAAUAUGAGGGUGAAUGGGGCAAAUUUUGUCCCCUCAUGUAUCAGCCAGAGUGGAUUUUGCCUUUUGCCAAAACCUUGAGCAGAGAGCUGUGAUGGAUCUACGCUCCAGCUUGUAUGUACCAAAGCCCUUCCCUCUUGCCUGUGUUCCUUUGGGGAAUGUACCAGUUCCUUCUAUUAGCCUUUCUUCCCAAGAGUUGAAUUUUCUUUUUUUUUUUUUUUUUUUUUUUGAGAUGGAGUCUCGCUCUGUCGCCCAGGCUGGAGUGCAGUGGCGCAAUCUCGGCUCACUGCAAGCUCCGCCUCCCGGGUUCACGCCAUUCUCCUGCCUCAGCCUCUCCGAGUAGCUGGGACUACAGGUGUCCGCCACCACGCCCGGCUAAUUUUUUUGUAUUUUUUAGUAGAGACGGGGUUUCACUGUGUUAGCCAGGAUGGCCUCAAUCUCCUGACCUCGUGAUCCGCCCGCCCCGGCCUCCCAAAGUGCUGGGAUUACAAGCGUGAGCCACCGCGCCCGGCCUAAGAGUUGAAUUUUCAUUUGAGAAUCCAGAAUACCAAUUCGGCCCUAAAAAAAAAAGGAAAAAAGGGGGAAAAAACCCAAUUGACUAUAUUCUAAGUGACUGCCCUAAAUAUAGGUGGAAGCUUUUAAUUAGCGAGUAUCUUAUUGGUAUUAGUACCAAUACUGUCAAGUUAACAUGUAUUUCUUGGGUACCCUGAAAAAGACUUCACAAAUGUUCUCAAUCUACCAAUCCCAAUGAGGUAGGUACUUUUAUCCCAUUUUAUAGAUCAGAGGGCUGAGGCUCAGGAAGAUUAAAUAAUUUAACUAAGCUUAUAUAGCUAGUAAAUGUAAAGCCAGAACUUUAGUCAGGACAAAACAGAAGCUGUGAGCCACACUUGAAAAUCCUAUACUGUCAGAGUUAGAGAUCACUUCAUUGAUGUCCAGAGAGAAGUACGAGGUCUGGUUAAUUGGUAGUGACAUGGGAUUAGCCCAGAGACUUGUGUACACAUCACGCUGCCUUCCCUUUUGCCUGGCCCUGUGAAGAUGGAUUCUGGUUGGCAGUUGCUCACCAGAGCAGAGAAUGCCUUAGUAGAGACUAUUCAGUUCGUGCCUGUCUCUAGCAUCAAUCCCUGCUAGCCAGGUAGGUCCUGUUCCCUUGCCAAUCCAGAGGACAAAAGGCCAGGAGCUCAAGUUGUGAAAAGAGUGGGUCUCUCAUGGCCCAUCAGUCCCUUCCACCCCCACUACCUUAGCUGGAAGGAGCAAGGGUGGUGCCAGUCAGGCUAGAGGUGUGGGAGGCUGUGGCUCCGUGUUCUUCACCUCUUAGGAUUCUCCAGUUGGCCAAGCCUUCAAAUUCAACUCUUUUUCAAAUGAUGGGAUCACACCUAGAGCCAGUUAGGCCACCUUAGGUCACAACAACAGUGUUCUUCCAUAUGUGGUUGUCUUCUUCCCAACCUCCCUUCUUCCCACUUCCUCUCACUCUCUCAGGGCUGCUUUGCUUCUGUUUCUUUCUCCUGCUCCAGUGUUUCCUCUUUGACCCUUCUUUCUCCACACAAAAUGUGUAAGUUACUGCAUGAGAGGAAAAUCUGUCAAAUCAAUACAUGUGCUUCAUAAAUAAAUGAUGAGAUUAGCCAAAGUUCGUCUUUUUGUCUCUGUUGAAAGAUUGCCUCCCUUCUCUGCCUGCUGGUCUCAGCUUUAUCUGGAAGCCUAGGUUUGCUGGCCUCAGAGUUGGCCCUGUCAGUACAACCUCCUUUCCGACCCAGAGCUGGGAACAGAAGUUGGAUUGCUUCCACUCACAGGUGGAAAGUCCAGUGGUGCAGGUACAAGUGA